AUGGAAAAGGGAAAUCAAACGGUGGUGAAUGAGUUCAUUCUCUCAGGACUGACUAAUAUUCCAGAUCUACAGGUCCCCCUGUUUUGGGUGUUCCUACUGAUUUAUGUUAUCACCUUGAUAGGGAACGGGGGGAUGAUCUUGUUAAUCACAAUUGACUCCCGACUCCACACCCCCAUGUACUUUUUCCUCAAGAGUUUGUCUUUCUGUGAUCUCUGCUAUUCCACGCUAAUUGCCCCUAAGAUGCUACAGAAUUUCUUAGCUGAGAGGAAAGUUAUUUCCUGGCCUGCCUGCGCUGUGCAAAUGUAUCUCAACGGCGCCCUUUCAGAUACUGAGUGUCUUUUGCUAGCUGUGAUGGCGUAUGACCGGUACAUGGCCAUCUGUAACCCGCUGCUCUAUAGGGCUACCAUGUCCAGGCGGUUCUGUAACCAGCUGGUGGCUGGGGUUUGUGCUGUGGGCUUGGUGGAGUCCAUGAUAGUCACCUGUCUGACAUUCCGGCUGUCAUUCUGCCGCUCCAAUGUCAUCAAUCAUUUCUUCUGUGACAUGGCCCCACUACUGGUGCUCGCCUGCUCUGACACUCACAUCAAUGAGAAUUUGGUAAUGAUCUCCACAUGCUUCAUUGUGUUGUGCAGUGUUGUGACCAUCCUCCUCUCCUAUGCCUGUAGCAUCUCCGCCAUCCUGCAGAUCCACUCUGUCGAAGGCCGGCGCAAAGCCUUCUCUACCUGUGCUUCUCACUUGACUCUGGUGGUCAUGUUUUAUGGCACCUUCCUCUUUAUGUAUUUACGACCCAUCUCCACCUAUUCCAUGGACACAGACAAAAUGGCCUCCAUCUUGUACACACUGGUGAUCACUAUGUUGAACCCUUUCAUCUAUAGCUUGAGGAACAGGGAAGUGAAGGACGCCCUGAAGAAAGCCAUGAAGAAACUCCUAAGCACUUCUUGA
Molecule: messenger RNA, 939 nt
Organism: Pelodiscus sinensis (Chinese soft-shelled turtle)
Lineage: Eukaryota; Metazoa; Chordata; Testudines; Trionychidae
Product: olfactory receptor-like protein OLF2
Biological process (GO): G protein-coupled receptor signaling pathway
Cellular component (GO): membrane
Molecular function (GO): olfactory receptor activity
Source: RefSeq, a predicted model, not a curated record